This is a messenger RNA of Paramormyrops kingsleyae, 6129 nucleotides long. Lineage: Eukaryota; Metazoa; Chordata; Actinopteri; Osteoglossiformes; Mormyridae. The record is from RefSeq and is a predicted model, not a curated record.
CAGACGAAGGGGAAGGAAGGAGAGAGGGAGGAGCAAAAAUACAGAAGUGAGUGAACAGCAGAAGCUGUCACUCAGUGAGCCGGAAAGCGACACAAAACGAGAGGUAGGGGGAGACAGUGACAGAGGGCGACAAGGAAACUGCGUGGAACCAGGUGAAGGCCCAGCUUUCAUUAUGGCACCUUGGACGAAGACCACCACGGAGAGAUAUGGCGUAGUUAAAUGGAAUUACAAAGCAAGUGGAGAGAAGCACCUAUCUCUGGAGGUUGGGGAUACAGUUCAGAUACAGGAGUCAUGUGAAGGCUGGUUCAGGGGUCACCUGACCAAAGACAAGAUGCGACAGGGUGUGUUUCCAGCCUGUGUCAUUCAGCUGAAGGAGGCGAUCAUUGAGAAUCAUGGGGGGCAGGAGCUAGUGACAUCUGCAGAAAUGCCUUUGGUGAAGGAGGUGACCACCACCUUGCGAGAAUGGGGAAGCAUCUGGAAACAGCUGUAUGUUGCCAAUCAGAAAGAUCGCGUGAAUCACGUACGCGGCUUAAUGUGGGAGCUGAUGGAGUGGCGUUCCCAGCUUCUGUCAGGCACUCUGCCAAGCGAUGAAUUCAAGGAGCUGAAACAGAAAGUCACCUCCAAAAUCGACUAUGGAAACAAGAUUCUGGAAUUGGACCUCGUUGUCCGGGAUGAGAAUGGGAAUAUAAUAGAGCCGGACAAGGCCAACGUCAUUAGCUUGUUCCACGCCCAUGAAGAAGCCACUGCCAAAAUCUCAGAACGCAUUAAAGAGGACCAGUCUAACGUUCAGGCAGAUCAUUCUGGGAUAUCGGCACGGAUCCAGUCGUCUCCCACCCACAGUCUGUAUGUGUUCGUCCGCAACUUUGUGUGCCGCAUCGGGGAGGAUUCUGAGCUAUUCAUGUCCCUGUACGAUCCCAACAAGCAGGCCAUCAUCAGUGAGAGCUAUCUUGUGCGCUGGGGGAGUAAAGGAUUCCCUCAGGAUAUUGAUAUGCUGAACAACUUGAAGGUGGUCUUUACUGAUCUGGGGAACAAGGACCUGAACCGUGAGAAGAUCUACCUGAUCUGUCAGAUCGUGAGAGUGGGACGCAUGGACCUCAAGGAAGGCAACAAGAAGUGUACCCUAGGUCUGCGGAGGCCGUUCGGGGUGGCAGUGAUGGACAUCACCGACAUCAUUAAGGGGAAGAUUGAGUGCGAUGAAGAGAAGCAGUACUUCAUCCCCUUCCAUCCUAUCAUGGCGGAGAAUGAUUUUCUGCACUCCCUGCUCAACAAGGUGACAGCUUCACGUGGAGACAGUGGAGGUCAAGGGCUUUGGGUGACCAUGAAGGCCCUGGUUGGGGACAUGGUGCAGAUUCGGAAGGAGUACCCGCACUUGGUGGACCGCAGCACCAUGGUGGCCCGAAAGCUGGGCUUCCCCGAGAUCAUCAUGCCCGGGGACGUCCGCAACGACAUCUAUCUGACGCUCUGCUGCGGGGACUUCGACAAGUACAACAAGACCACGCAGAAGAACGUGGAGGUCAUCAUGUGGGUGUGCGACGAGGAGGGGAAGGUGGUGCCGAAUUCCAUCUGCCUAGGAGCGGGAGACCGGCCUGUAAGCGAAUAUAAAUCUGUCAUCUACUACCAGGUGAAGCAGCCACGCUGGAUGGAGACCUUCAAGGUGGCCGUCCCCUUGGAGGACAUGCAGAGGAUACACCUGCGCUUCAUGUUCCGCCAUCGUUCCUCCCAGGAGUCGAAGGACAAAAGUGAGAAGAACUUUGCCAUGGCGUUCGUGCGUCUGAUGAAGGGUGACGGGACAGUGCUUCAGGAUGGAUUUCAUGACCUUGUGGUCUUCAAGGGGGACAGCAAGAAAAUGGAAGAUGUGUCCUCGUAUCUGUCUCUGCCCUCCACGCGUACGCAAGGGGAGAGUCACAAGAGCGGGACGUUGAUGCGGAACCCGAGCAGCGCUGGAGCACUAUCUGUCAGCUCCAGGGACAGCUUCACCAUAUCUACGCUGGUCUGCUCCACCAAGCUCACGCAAAAUGUCGGGCUGCUGGGACUUUUGAAAUGGAGAACAUGCCCAGAGCACCUGAAGGACAACUUGCUUAAGCUCAAGGUGAUUGAUGGAGAAGAAGUAGUGAAGUUCCUGCAGGACACGCUGGAUGCCCUCUUCAACAUCAUGAUGGAGCACUCGCAGACAGACGACUACGACAUCCUGGUGUUUGACGCCCUGAUCUACAUUAUAGGCCUGAUUGCUGACAGGAAGUUCCAGCACUUCAACACUGUACUGGAGGCUUACAUCAAGCAACACUUCAGCGCAACGCUAGCCUAUAAGAAGCUGAUGUCGGUGCUGAAGAAGUACCUGGACGUGUCCAGCCGUGGGGAACAGUGCGAGCCGAUCGUGCGCACUCUCAAGGCCCUGGAGUACAUCUUUAAGUUCAUCGUGCGCUCCCGCAUGCUCUAUUCUCAACUCUACGAAGGCAAAGAGCAGACGGAGUUUGAAGUUUCCCUCAGACAUCUCUUUGAGUCCAUCAACCAUCUGAUGAAGAGCGACUACCCUACCUCUCUCCUACUGCAGGUGGCGGCUCUCAAGUACGUGCCCAGUGUCCUGCACGACGUGGAGAUGGUGUUCGAUGCCAAACUGCUUAGUCAGCUCCUGUAUGACUUCUACACCUGCAUUCCUCCAGACAAGUUACAGAAGCAGAAAGUGACCUCAAUGACAGAGAUCGUGGGCAGCAAACUUUUCCGGAAACAAGAAUGCAGAGACAUCCUCCUACCCAUGAUGCUCCGAGAACUGAACGCAACCCUGAUGAGCAGGAUGCAGGAGCAAGUCAAGGAGGGAGACGGGCGGCACAACAGCGUGGAGCUGCUCAGCAACAUCCUGGAGGUGCUGAGCAGGACGGACGUGGGCAACACCUUCAAGCACAUAGAAGAUGUCGUGGCCACUCUUCUGAGACCCAUCAACAGCACUGUGAUCAUCAUGGGCCGAGAACAUCCUCUCAUUUCUCGGGUGGUAGCCUGCAUGACAGCGAUCCUCAGUCAGAUGGAUGACCGCCACUAUGCACGCUACAUUGAGACAUUCUCAGGCAGCUCGGAGCUGGUGGACUUCCUUAUGGAGACCUUCCUGCUGUUUAAGGAUCUCAUUGGAAAGCAUGUCUAUCCCUCUGAUUGGAUGGCUAUGAUAAUGGUGCAGAACAGAGUUUUCCUCAGGGCUAUAAACACCUAUGCCGACACCAUGAACCGUAAAUUCCUGGACAACAAAAAUUUCGAAGUGCAGUUAUGGAACAACUACUUCCAUUUGGCUGUGGCCUUCAUUACCCAGGAGUCCCUGCAGCUGCAGCACUUCUCACACACCAAGAGGAACAAGAUCCUGUCAAAGUAUGGGGACAUGAGAAGGUUGAUUGGCUUCGCUAUCCGGGACAUGUGGUACAAACUUGGGAACAACAAGAUCUGCUUCAUCCCCGGCAUGGUGGGACCCAUUCUGGAGAUGACCCUGAUUCCUGAGGAGGAGCUGAGAAGAGCCACCAUCCCCAUUUUCUUUGAUAUGAUGCUGUGUGAACACAGCCGGUCCAACCAUUUCAAAAAGUUUGAGAAUGAGAUCAUUCUGAAGUUGGACCACGAGGUGGAGGGUGGUGGAGGUGAUGAGCAGUACAUGGAGCUUCUGCAGACCAUUCUGCUGGAGUGUGCCUCACAGCACCCCCAACUGCUUGCCCAGGUGCAGCACUUUGUGAUGCUGGUGAAGGGGCUGCUGGAGCGGUUGCUGGAUUACAGGGCGGUCAUGAGCGACGAGAGCCGCAACAAUCGCAUGAGCUGCACCGUCAAUCUUCUGAAUUUCUACAAGGACAUCAACCGAGAAGCCAUGUAUAUCAGGUACCUCUACAAGCUGAGAGACCUUCACCUGGAUGUGGAGAACUACACAGAGGCCGCCUACACUUUGCUUCUGCACUCCCGUUUGCUGAAGUGGUCUGAGGAGCAGUGCAGUCCACAGAUGGAUUUCCCCAGCAACCAGACGCAGCGGCAGCUGAAGGAGGCCCUUUAUGACACCAUCAUCGGAUACUUUGACAAGGGCAAGAUGUGGGAGGAGGCUAUCGCUCUCUGCAAGGAGCUCGCGGAGCAAUUCGAGUUGGAAGUCUUCGACUACGACAUGUUGAGUCAGAGUCUGAAGCAGCAAGCAAAAUUCUACGAGAACAUCAUGAAGAUACUGCGUCCCAAACCAGACUACUUUGCUGUGGGCUACUAUGGAUGUGGAUACCCCCCAUUUCUCCGGAACAAGGUGUUUAUUCACCGGGGCAAGGAGUACGAGCGGAGAGAGGACUUCCAGAGUCAUCUGAUGAGCCAGUUUCCCAGCGCUGUGCGACUGAACACCACUACCCUGCCCGGGCCAGACAUCCGGAACUCCCCUAUGCAAUAUAUUCAGUGUUUCACGGUGCAGCCCGUCCUGGAAAUUCCCCCCCGCCUGAAGAACAAGCCUGUGCCUGACCAGAUCAUCAACUUCUACAAGUCCAACUAUGUCCAGCGUUUUCACUACUCCAGGCCUGUCAGAAAAGGCUCAGUGGACCCUGACAAUGAAUUUGCUUCAAUGUGGAUCGAGCGAACCACCUUCUACACAGCCUACAAACUCCCGGGAAUUCUGCGUUGGUUUGAGGCUACUUCCAUAUCACAUACUACAAUCAGUCCAUUGGAAAAUGCCAUUGAGACAAUGGAAACCACCAAUGAGAAGAUCCUGACUAUGAUAAACCAGUACCAGGGUGAUGAAGUCCUUCCCAUCAACCCCCUGUCCAUGUUACUGAAUGGUAUCGUUGACCCUGCGGUCAUGGGUGGAUUUGCCAAGUAUGAGAAGGCCUUUUUCACAGAAGACUAUGUUCAGCAGCAUCCAGAGGACAAAGAUAAGCUAAUUCGCCUCAAAGACCUCAUCGCCUGGCAGAUUCCUUUACUGGGAGCAGGAGUGGCCAUGCACGGAAAGAGGGUGACUGAUGACCUUCGACCUUUCCAUGACCGCAUGGAGGAGUGCUUUAACCAGCUGAGAAAGAAGGUGGAGAAAGAAUAUGGAGUGCGCGACCUGCCGGACAUGGAUGAACGGCGGUCAAGCCGGCCGCGUUCCAUGCUGCACUCAUACCGCCAGUCUAUCAUCUCCGUGUCCUCGCUUGGGGGGUCGGAAUGCGGCACCCCCACCAAAACCUACCCUGAAAGCUCCACCCUCCUUGAGAGCCCGGGAUCUUGGACCUCCACCACGCACAGGGGUGGCGGGAGUGUCAGCGUGCCGGAGGAGGCCACCAGCGAGGGGGAGGUGAAGCUGCGGAGGUCCAAGAAAAGAAAGAAGAUAAGCAGCAUGAUCUUCAUCACCGAGGAAAAAGAGAGAGCAAGCACAAUUGACAGGAGGUUGUCAAAGAAGCAAGAGUUUUGCAGUGACACCAACCUGAAUGAAACAAACGGGGCCGGCGUCACUUUAACGAACUCUCGAUCCUUGCCAACCAUCACAGGUCUGUCCCUCUCCGUGGCCAAUGCAGGAGAAGAAGGCGAGCCAAUCCGCUCUCGCCAUGAGAAUAAGAACAUGAGUCAGCCAUCUGACCGAACCCCAGACCGUCGCUCUAAAGGAGUCAUCAACCUGCUCUUCAAGACCAAGAUGGGCUCCAAGUCAGAGGAUGGAAAAUAUUUGCCGGACACGGCCGGUGACAAAGCCGGCACCCACUUCUGAUAGGAUGCAUAAAGCACUGCAUUUACUAGCUCUAAAUGCAUUUACUGCAUUUGAUUUAGUAGCUCUUGCAUUCGGCGGCUCUGUACUGUUCAUUCCUGAUGCUGACCAUUGUUUGUGCUAAAUAUGCUUUACAGCCAAAACAGUGAAAAAUAUUUAAUUAAAAUUUCUAGAAUUCCUGUGAUUUGAAAUGAGUAUUAAAACUCAUCCUGGAGCAUAGCACUCUGUUACUGUGCAAGAACAAACGGCCUAUGAAAGUGUUUUAUGCCAGACAACUUGUCUUUUUAUCUCUUGAAAUAAGUAUUGACUCACAGUAUUGAAGAGUCACAUUUCCCUCUACAUGGAGAAAUAAAAUAUGUAGAAAUUGCAUUUUUAUUCUAAUUUUUGACACUGUGUCUUGGGUUUCUGGCAUAUUAUGUUACUAUUCAGUAAUCACAAUUAAAGUUUGUGACUUACAAACAGUA